AUGGAUAUUGUCAAGGUAAGAGUUGGAGACAGUGUUUUUGAAGCAAAAAAGUCUCUGCUGUUAAGAGAUUGUGAGUACUUCAGGGCACUUUACCGAUCUGGGAUGGUAGAGUGCCACCAAGACGAGAUUCACUUAAAGAACCUUCCUGCUCAAGGGUUCUUCAUUAUGUUGGCAGUGGCCAGUGGUGAGAGACCCAUUCUGAAUGGUGGCGAGAUUCUGGAAGCCAUUGAAUGUGCUGCGUUCUUCCAGGCAGAAACUCUUGCUAAGCAUCUUCAGGAUCUUCUCAACUCUGACAAUUGCCUGCUCAUGUACCAAGCCUCGACCACCUAUGGUUUAUGGGGACUCCAAGAGAUGUCGGCACAGUUCAUUCAAAAUAUGUACCGUGACCUGCGAGAACAGUUGAAGAACCUUCCUCAAGAGUUGAUUGAACAUGUAGAGUCUCAAGUUCCUAGUACAUUUGUAGCUGUUGGAUCUCAUUCCACCUGCUCUGCUGAAGAGCUUCCUCUUGCUGCCACGAGGACAGUGUGUUACCUUGAUGAAGAUGAUCAGGAUUGGAAAGUCCUUACUGCCUUGCCCAAGGAGGCCAGCACCUCUCUGGCAGGUGUUACCGUCUUGGACAACAGGCUCUACAUUGUAGGAGGUGUUCACGGUGUUGACAAGAGGGCUGUUGAAAGUAGCUUUUGCUAUGAUGUCAUCACAGACACCUGGAGCUUGCUUCCAGGCCCCAGACAACCACGAUACAACUUUACUCUAAUUGGGUUAGAAGGUUGCCUCUAUGCCAUUGGAGGAGAGUCUGAGAGAACCACCAUGUCCUCAGUUGAGAUAUAUAAUGUCACAAAAAAGAACUGGUCCUUUGCUGCACAUUUACCUAGACCAGUAGCUGGGGUAGCUUGCACCAAAACUAUGAGCAGGAUUUUUGUUUGUCUCUGGAAGCCAAUGGAAACUAAUGAAAUCUAUGAAUACAUGUCACACCAGGACACAUGGGUUCUGAUCAGUAAACUCCUGAAGCACCAGAGCUAUGUACACUGCAUGGUGGCCCACAGGGACAACCUCUACGUUAUACGCAAUGGACCCAAGGAUGACUUCUUGCGUUGUUUGAUGGACUGUUACAACAUCACCACAGGUCAAUGGACUUCAAUGCCUGGGCACUACGGUAACAGCAAAGGAGCACUGUUUACAGCUGUAGUGAGAGCAGAUUCUGUGUUCACAGUGAACCGCACAGAUACGUUAGAGCACACCAUUGCAGGGAACAUGUGGAAACCUCGUAACCAGAUGAAGGGUUUUCCCAGGAAUGGAUCUGUGUGGACGUUUCUACUGAGGAUUCCGAAGGAGAGGAAGAACUAAAGUGAUGAUGUUACUGGGGCCCAACUACCCAUUUAUCAGGGGGGUAUGCAGCAUCAGCGUUGGCUCCCCAUUGAAUGAUUUGUCAUCUGACUGCCCCCUUUGGGGUUGAUUUGGUGUCCCCCCUUUUGUGUGGCACCCCAUGUGUUAAUGUGUUGCAUAUAUGUUUUUUGCACCCCAGGGAUUAAAUUGGGAUUUUCGGGGUGGCGGAAACCUAAGAGUGUUGGGGGUGGGCGUUGUUACACCAGUGGGGGUGUUGUUACACAUACAUUCCCACUGGUUGAACUGCUUGAAGCAGGCAGCGGAGUGAGGCAAAACAGUCCUGCUCUAAGCAGAACAGGAUCCGACACAACAAAGAUUGGGCUAUUUUUUCCUUUUUGGAAUCACAGGUGCUGGAGCAUCAUGCAGAGGUGCUGGAACGAUGUUCCAGACCAUUCCGCCCUAAUUUAACCCCAGUGUGUUACCAUAGUAACAAAAGGAUUUUCUACCGCAAAUGAUCUCUUUUGUCUGACUUUUUGUCUGACGCAACAAGAUUUUUCAAAACAAUGCGAUGCAUUCCUAUGGAGCCCUUCACAGCAAGUGCUAAUAGUCACACUGCAAUGAAACAACUUUCUUUAGCAAGUUUAUUUUCUUUUUAUGGUUACUUGACAAAAGUUACAGUGAGGUUCAAAAGUCUGACAUCACUAGUGCGUGCUAAUGAGGAGGCUAAAGGCUACAGCCCCUUGCGUUAGUCGCUAGUGCGCCUCUUGAGGCCAGGGUAGUGAGGUUUACACGCACUGCACAGCUUUCAUGUACCAGCUGCCUCCCGUUACACUCACCCACCUAAACCUCACUCCCAUUCGGGUCAACAUCACCACUGUAACCGGUACUGCGUCAGCCGUCAUGGGAGGCGGGCAUGCUAACGAGGAAGCUAAAAGCUACAGCCCCUAGCGUCAGUCGCUAGUGUGCCUCUUUAGACCAGGGGAGUGAGGUUUACACGCACUGCACAGCUUUCACUUACCAGCUGGAUCCCAUUACAUUAGCAUUACUAGCAAAUUAGCAUUAACAUGAACUAACAAUGAACAAUUGUAUUUUCAUACAUUAACAGUAACCAAGAUGCUGUUCAAUGUUAACUUAUGAUAUCUAAUGCAUUUAUUAAUUUUAACAAAUAUAACCUUAUUGUAAAGUGUUUCCUAAAUUAUAUUACCAGCACAUGAAUGACCGUAAUGCAUUAAUCUUGAAGUAUACAAACAUUUCUCAGCGACUGGCAAAAACAUUGCACUUGAUGGGAGUAGUUUUUGUGCAGGGGAAAAAAACUUUUGCAAUUUCAGCUUUCUCUUGUUGUGAAUAGGUCUUCUUUAAAAAUUAAGCAUGUUUACUUUUAGAGGUGAAAAUGGUACCAGAAAAUUGGAUUUAUAUCCUUUUAAAUUGUAAGAAUUAGUUUGAAGUUAUUAGUUUUUUUGGUUUUUGUUUUGUUUUUCUCCUUUAGUUUAAAAUAAUUGUUUAAACUCAUUUUUAUUGUUAAUCUCAGAUU
Myxocyprinus asiaticus (Chinese sucker) is the source of this 2854-nucleotide messenger RNA. RefSeq names its product kelch repeat and BTB domain containing 13b (gene kbtbd13b). The record is from RefSeq and is a predicted model, not a curated record. The transcript has a single exon. The coding region runs from base 1 to 1344 and encodes 447 amino acids. Lineage: Eukaryota; Metazoa; Chordata; Actinopteri; Cypriniformes; Catostomidae. Gene Ontology annotation, molecular function: protein binding.